CAAAUAUUCAAGUUCGAAUAUGAACCGAAUGUCAAUUUAAUUUGAACGCUAAUUGUUAAAGCAAUUCCAAUUUGUUUGUGAUGCUGAUAAACACGUACCUUAUUUAGUUCAUUAGUGGCAUCGCAAGUUUUCUUAACAGUUUUUCAAAACAUUUAAAUUUUAUAUUAUUCUAUUACGCAGACGGAAUUUGCUAUACAGAAGCAGAAGAGGAGAAAAAUUUUUUAAUUUAUUUUUCUGUGAGCCGUUUCUUGAUUGUUAUCGGUGAAGAGAAAUCAUUGUGUAAUGAAGUCUACUGCAAAUUUGCAAUUAAUUUUAUUGAAUUGUUGAUAUUCUUGAAAUGUAACAGAGUGGUGGAUUUAUUAAAUUUAAAUUGUCAAUUUAACAGUAGAUACGAAAAUUACCAAUUUACGUGGAUGUGUUUGUUUUUUUUUUUGCAUGAAAUUGGAAUAAUUUAAGAAGAAAGAAAAAAAUUGUUUAAUGAGAAAAACCGAAACAUAUUAAAUCGACUAAAAUUAAAUGUGUCAAUAUAACAAAAAGUCAGUGUGUGGUGUUAAGUAAAAAAAUGAACUCAUCAAUUUAUCUUCGUUAUGUUUUCACAAAAAUGUACACUGAAAUAAUAUGGCAAAAAUAAAUGAUCGAUAUUGAGUUAAAAAAUGUUAAAAUGUAAAGGUUACAUGAAACGUGAAUAGCUUAACUACAGAUCGCAGAAAAUGGAUAAAUUCUCUAGUCACUUGUUGAAUUGUAAAUAUUAUGUGUUUUGCUUAAUUGUUAUGUGUCUAUUCGGUCCGUUACCUGUGAUGUCAAAUGGAAUGACAAUGCCACCGUCGACAUCGAUAAAUUUCACUACGACACACAUUAUUGAAUCAGAACCAAUUACUGAUUCGGAAACUCUGCCGGGUUUGAGCCAUAUACCGGGAUGGAGAUGUCAUUGUUGGAAUUCCACAAAUGAAUCAGAGGCUGAAUUAGAGUGCAGAUGUGAGGGCAUGGCACUGACCAGAAUACCACAGACAUUGCAUGCUGGCAUGCAAAAGUUAACGAUAACAAGAGCUGGAUUACCGUUCCUGAGAUACGUUGGACUUAAAAAUUAUUCAAAUUCAUUGCAGGAUAUAAUGUUAACCGAUUUACUGGAAUUCGAAACCAUUGAACCUGGUGUCUUCACUCCUCUUCAUCUGUUACGAACAUUAUACAUAUCUCAUGCACCAAAACUGAAAUCGAUAUCUGCAGAUGUUUUUCAAGGAAUUUCUUCCUCGUUUAGAUCUCUACGAAUAAUAAAUUGUGGUUUAUUGACGGUUCCAGACAUGAAAUACCUUUCGCCUGGAGUCAUAUUGUAUAUGAUUGAUUUGGAAGGUAACCAGAUAUCUCAAAUACCUGAAAAGACUGUUAAAGUAAAAACUGAACAAUUAAUUCUUGACAAUAAUCCUUUAGAAAUUAUACAAAAUAAUGCUUUCAUGGGCUCGGAAAUAGCAAAAUUAAGUCUAAAAGGAAAUCAUAAGCUGACAUCGUUACAUCCUUCAGCCUUUGUAGGCAUAGAGAAUAUUCAAGAGCUGGAUCUGUCGGGCACAUCUAUUGAAGCCUUGCCAUCAAAUGGAUUGAACAGUUUAGAAAUUUUAAGGAUUCAAAAUACUCAUACCCUAAAGACUAUACCAUCAGUGUACAAUUUCAAGAAUCUCCGCGUAGCUUGGCUAACUCAUUCUUUUCACUGUUGUGCAUUUCAAUUUCCAUCCAGACACGAUCCACAACGUCACGCAUCGAGAAUGGUGCAUUUGGCGGCAUUGCAAAAAGAAUGCAUGAGUGGUAAACAUUUACCAACGGAAAUUGUUCACACAACGGAUGAUCCGAAUGCCUCUGAUUAUGAGAGUCUACUUUUUCCUCAGAAUGAAAAUCAAUCGUCAUUCGAGGGUGUUUGGUCGCCAAUUUCGUCUAAUGCUUCAAGAGAUAGAUUGACACGAUCUGCGGGACAAAAUGAUUCGUCGUUUUCGGAAAUAUUUUAUGACCAUUUCGAAGGAAACGAUGACUCUAUCCUGCACCAAAAUUUCACACACUUUGAGUCAAACAUUGGACGUGAUCAUUUCAUUAAUCCCAUAACCGGAUCACCGAUUGACAAUGAAGAUGUGCAAAGUAAUCGCAUUGGAACUGUAAACAACCCAAUGGAUUUUGGGACGUUUCAUGCAACCACAGCUGAUGUAUCACCCAACAGCUUGCUGAAUGCCAUUUGUGGGAACAUAUCAAUGAACAUCGUUUCAGUACAAUGCUAUCCGAUGCCAGAUGCAUUAAACCCUUGUGAAGACGUUAUGGGCUCUCAGUGGCUUCGUGUAUCUGUGUGGAUCGUGCUAUUUCUCGCUGUGUUCGGCAACUUCUCCGUGCUGAUGGUUCUAUUUUCAAAUUGGAGUGAUGUCACCGUUCCGAAGUUUCUCAUGAGCAAUCUGGCAUUCGCUGAUCUGUGUAUGGGUCUUUAUCUGUUGCUCAUUGCUGCAAUUGAUGUUCAUUCGAUGGGAGAAUAUUUCAAUUUCGCUUACGACUGGCAAUAUGGCUCUGGUUGUAAAGCAGCCGGUUUUCUCACCGUUUUUGCGAGCCAUUUAUCUGUAUUCACUUUAGUUUUAAUAACAGUUGAGCGCUGGUUUGCCAUCACAAAUGCCAUCAACUUAAACAAGCGAAUAAAACUGAAACUCGCCUCGAUAAUAAUGGUUUGCGGCUGGAUAUACUCGAUCAUAAUGUCCGCAUUUCCGUUAAAUGGCAUCAGUAACUAUUCGUCAACUAGCAUAUGUCUGCCAAUGGAAGCUAGAGAUUCGUAUGACGUAACAUACUUAGUGUUAAUAAUUGCUAUUCAAGGCCUGGCAUUCUUUGUCAUAGCCAUUUGUUAUGCGCAAAUUUAUUUCUCUUUGGGCAAGGAGACUAGACAAGCGGCGAGAUAUGCUUCGAGGGGAGAGAUGACGGUUGCCAACAAAAUGGCUUUAUUGGUGUUUACGAAUUUCGCAUGCUGGGCUCCAAUAGCAUUUUUUGGACUAACUGCACUUGCAGGUGUCCCAUUAAUCGACGUAGCCAAAUCAAAGAUUCUUCUCGUAUUUUUCUACCCAUUGAACUCUUGUGCUGAUCCGUACUUGUAUGCCAUUCUUACGGCUCAAUAUCGACGUGAUCUAUUCCUUCUACUGUCAAAAUAUGGCUUCUGUAAAGAAAAAGCCCAACAGUACAAACUAAGCUAUUCUUUACCCACAACAAAUAUGACCUGUCCAAUACCACUAAUUGGCCGAAGUACUUCAACCGAUCGUACAGCAACAGCGCGGAAACCAUACUGUGAAUAUAACGGCGAAGACGUUUAGGACGCAAGACCAUUAUGAAUUUAAGAAAUUUACUUGCUAACAAUGUUGGCGGCUGAGCCAUUGCUUUUGUAUUCGAAUGAAGGGAGAAGAGAAAAAAAUAUAAGGAAGGACCAGUAUUCACAUCGGCAGCAGUCUUUUACUUUGUGUUGUGUACUUCCCCAUAUAUUUCGAUUUCAGUGAAAUAAAUGUAUUCAAAUAUGUGAA
Messenger RNA from Bradysia coprophila, 3521 nucleotides. It is a transcript of the gene Lgr1, whose product is annotated as Leucine-rich repeat-containing G protein-coupled receptor 1. Gene Ontology annotation, cellular component: plasma membrane. Lineage: Eukaryota; Metazoa; Arthropoda; Insecta; Diptera; Sciaridae. The record is from RefSeq and is a predicted model, not a curated record. Gene Ontology annotation, molecular function: protein binding; protein-hormone receptor activity; G protein-coupled peptide receptor activity. Gene Ontology annotation, biological process: hormone-mediated signaling pathway; activation of adenylate cyclase activity; adenylate cyclase-activating G protein-coupled receptor signaling pathway.